UCAUAGCCUCAUUUCAAAACAAAAAGUAGAUAUUGAUCGAGGGGCAGCCCCUUCGGGGAACUCCCGGGUUCCGACGGUAACCAUGAACUGGCACCAACAUUCUUGGGCACAACAUGGAGCUGUCUGCAAGAACCACCAUAAUAACUGGCAGCAGGUUCAUGGCAGCAUGAUUGGGUCAGAAAACUUGGCAUGUCGUAUAAUGAGCUGUAAACUCAUGAAUAACCUCAUAGACUGAUGUGGCUGUCAGUCUGAUCCAUAUUUUCUUCAUUCACUAACGCCUAACGCCUCUGCAGGAUGGGUUCUGAUUUCAAAGAAAUCCUGCGGGCAAAUUUACCAUACCUCGAAGAACAUCUGCAGGUCGAUGAAAUUGUUGACAUCUGCUACUCCAAAAAAGUACUUACCCAGAAUGACCGUGAACGAAUAGUUGCAGAGAGAUCACGCCCAGAUAGAGCAAUCAAGUUUGUCAAUAUACUUAUCUGUAAAAAAGACAAGGAUUAUCAAGAAUUCCUUGAUGCUCUUAUUCACGAAAAUGUUAAACAGGAUUCUGUACGCAAACAUUUGGAAGCCGCGUCUGUCAGCGCAGAAUCUUCUGCAGGUCAUGAUGAGGAGAGGCUUGUGGAGCAGAUUUUGAAGGACUGCUUCGAAGUGAAAGAAGGAGAGAGCUGCCCUGCAGAUGAAUUUCUCAAGUAUGUCAAACUUAUGCUACGCAAGCAACAGAAAUCUCUGGAAAUGGAUGAUAAUGCAGUCUUUAAGUCUGCAACUCUUUACCACACGAGUGUGCAGCUCAAGAAAAACAGACGAAAGAAUGUUGUAGCUGUUCAGAACUUGAUUGUCAAGUCCAGCACUUUGUAUUUAGCCGAUGUCUCCAAUGAGGACUCAUUGGAGGACACGCUUGACAUUCCAGAGUCUAUUGCUUUAGAAGACAUAACUCCAGUUCAAGUAGUGAAAGCAAUGAGAUGUCAGCUGGAGAAGAUGAAACUUGAUGUGACUCUUGCUGAACGCAUGGAGGAGGAAGAAGUGGAUGGAAAAUCUCUGUCUCAGUUUACUGAGGAACAUAUCAAAGAAACAUACUCACAGCUGAAGAUAGGGACCAGAAUCAAAUUAGCAGAGGCCAUCAGGCUCACCUUAGAGGAUCUAAAGAAAGUGCCUUUUACUAGAACUGCAAAAGCUGAGAUCAGGGGUCCAAAGAAACUCGAAACAUACCGCAAAUUUGACACACGUCCUGGCCUGAAGGAUGUGUAUGAGAAAGGUUAUGUUUUACCAGAAGAGCAGUCAAGGCCAGGUCAGCUUCUUCAAGUUAUUCACAAGUAUCACAUGGUAAAGAAUCUUGAAACAAAGCUUCUAGCUGAAGAAACUGUAAAGUUUGCUGCUGCCUGUAUGAAUGAGAGAGUCAAUGGCACCAUCCACUUUGGGGUGAUGUCAAAAUACAAUGGUGGAAAUACAUCACAUGCAGGCAGUAUUGUUGGUUUGAACCUUGAUGAACAAUUGUGUGAAGUUGCUAUCACAGAGGAAAUCUACAGGGCCUUCUACCCAGACCAGAGAGACAUUGCACUGAAGUGUAUCCGAGAUCCUGUGUAUAUACCUGUUGUUGGGAAGGAAGUUGGUGAAAAUUCAGACCUGUAUGUGGUUGAAGUGGAUGUUGUUCCGCACACUGAAGUGGUAAUGAGUGAAGCUUUCUUUUUGAGUCAUGUGAGUGGAAAACGCAGUAUACUCUUUCGCUAUCUUGAAGGAAGUCCUGUGGAGGUUUGUGGACAAGAAUUGCUUUCUUUCAUGGAAUCCAAGGGAAAAUUAAGUAAUCUCAGAAGAGAAAGUGAAAAAGCUGUUCAUUCUCAGCCUUCUCUUAAAGAACCAAAUCUGCAUAAGAAACUUCACCAUCUUUUUACAGAUGGCAAUGAUUAUAGCUUAGUUGACAUAUUCCCUGUUCUCUUAUUGAGUUCUCGUGCAGCUGAGAUGACUAAUGAUUACCUAACAGAGCAUUUUGGGUGCAUCAGAAGCUUGCAACCCAUAGCAGUCUUUGAUUUUGAUCCAUGUAUGGGAGACCAAAAUGGUCAGCCGCAGGGUCUUUACAAAAUAAUGGAGACACAGCACAACCAGGUGUAUAAAGUUUUAACCACUGACAACUUUGACAAGAACAGUGACGAGAAUAAAUCCAAUGAGAAAACCGACUCUGUUGGCAAGCUGCUUGAAAGUAUUAAGGAUUCGUCAUUGACAUCAUGGAUAUUCUGCAAUGGCUAUGAACCUCUGAAGAAGAUGGAGUUACAGGCUGCUGCAUGGAGGAAAAAAAGAGCGCAAGGUUUCAAGGAAGCAGUGAGAUUCUACAGUGAGCAAAUUCCUGCUGAGAAAGCACGGAUUCUGAUUUUUCUCCUAUCAAGAAAUUAUGAUGUCAUUCUUGGAGCACUAGAUGAGAUUUUUGUGAAGUUUCCUGAACAGUGGAUUAUUCUUGCUGAAUCUGAAAAAGUUGCUGCUGACCUGAUAUCUGAAGCUCUUCGCAGGUCAUAUGUGGAGAAAGAGAUGUUGGAGGAAAGAACUGUUAUUGGAAUGCCAUGGUCACAUGUUAAUCAAAGCAUUAUAAACAUCUUUGGCUAUGACACCACCACAGGGUGCAGUCUUCCAUCAUCAACUGGAACACCCUGCUUGAUGAAAGAAAGCAAGAGAAAUGAAUUAUCAGAUUUGGAAGUGCUUAGUGCAACAGAAUGCAAGGAUGAAGACAUAGUUCACAGCUGCAAUGCUAAAGCUGUUGAGGAGAAAAAGAGGCAGAUGGAAGAGGACUUUUAUCGUGGCAAGGAAGUUACUUGGUGGAACUUCUGGUUUCAAGAUCAAGUUCUGCAAAGGGCGCAGUUCAAAGAUCUCCUGAAACAAGUGAAAAAAUCACUGGAUGGCAACAUUCCAGAAGAUGAGAAGGUGGCUGUAAUAACACUCUACCAUCAACCUGGUGCAGGGGGAACAACUACAGCAAGAGAAAUUUUGUGGGUAAUGAAAGAAGAGGUUCGCUGCUGUGUAGUCAAGAAAAUCACUGAUCAGACCUGUGACCAGAUAGCAAAGUUCAGAUCUUUUGAAGAGCAAGACAAUCCAAAGCCCCCUCUUGUACUGAUUGAUAAUGAAGAUGAAGAAAAAGUGUUUCAGCUUUGUUCACACAUGAAUGAAAAAGCAAGACGUGAAGCAAGAGACACAAGAGGCACCCCAAAACUCUUCUGUGUCCUCAUCAUCUGUAUUCGAAUGACGGCCUUUCCCAGACACAAAGAUGGAAUCAUUAAGCUUGGCCAUGAACUUCAGGAAGAAGAGAGACAGUGGUUUCAGUCAAAAUAUCAGAUUUUGGAGAGGAGAUACACUGAGAAGAAAGGGCCUCAUCCAAAGCUUUUAAUCUCUUUCAACAUUUUAAAGGAAAAUUUCAGCCCUAACUACAUAAAGCGCACAGUGGAAGAAUUUGUUUCAGAGAUUGGUGAAUUCAAGGAGAGGAGGUUGCUUAAGUAUAUUUCCUUGAUCAACAGCUUUGAUCUUGACUUUCAAGCUAUUCCCACAAGCUGCUUCAAUAUCAUCAUGACUUCACCCAACAAAAAGAAAGCAAAUCCACAGCUCUUGAACAGACAUGGCAAAAGUAAUGUUCUGUGGGAAGCUUCUCUUAGCCAGUCCAUUAACAUUCUUUUGAAUAGGACUUCAAGACAGUGCCUUGGAGGAGAUAUUCAGGCUCUCAGGAUCAUUAAUAACAACUUUUCCAGGGAGAUACUGAACAACUUAAGAGAGCAUGAUAAACAGACUGUCAGUGAUGUAGCUAUAGAGCUGCUGCAUUGUGGUAUUUUUAGGAAGUGUUAUCAAUCAAGUGUUCAAAACCAGCUGGUCAGGAUCAUCAAAGAUAUGCUGAAAAAGAGGGGUCCUUACAAGAAAGGCCGUCAAAAGUUUUCACCCAUUGUGACAGCCAUUGGCGAAGAUGAAGGGUAUGAAAAAGCAGCUGAAGUGAUGAUUGUUGGUUUUGAGUUUACCGAUGACCCCAUGAUAGCUCAGCAGAUUGCACGAGUUUACAUUCAUUGCCAAAACUGGAAGGAAGCAGAUAAAUAUGCCAGAAUUGCACAAGAUAUGAGACCAACCAACUCAUACCUGUGUGACACUUAUGGGCAGGUCAGCAAAGAAAAGCUCAUUGGCAUGUGGCAGGACACCCUUAAGAAAGAAGAACUUUUAGAGGGUGACAAAGCAAGAGAAGCCAUUGACCUGGCAUUUCAAGCCAUUAACAUUUUCCGUCGAGAACAGAAACUUAGUGAUGAGGAUUGUACCACAGGCUAUAACAACUGUGGUUAUUUUCAAGAACUGAGGCUUAUAGUUACUCUUUUAGAUAUUUGUCGGUUUCUAAAGCCUUUCAAGCAUGACAAAGGAGCUAUUCUGCAUAAGUUUCUUGUUGACAAAAUGUUUAUCCCAGAUGGUCUUUCAGAGGAAUUGGGGCAGGAACGCAUAAAGAUGUUGAAGGCUUUGUACCUCGAGUAUGAAAAACCCAUGCGGCGACUGGAGGAUGAGCAGAUACAGCUGAAGGAAGACUCUUGCUAUCAGUACAGUCCAAGCUACUCCGACACUGUUAGAGAUCGUCGGAUGUUUGUCCAUCUCCAGGAAUGCCUAGAUACUUAUUUUGGAGAGGAAUCUGACCACAUACCAGAAGGGCUUUCUAUUGAGGAAGAAUGUGAAUUCAGAAGAAGGAGGGUAAAAAGAAAAGGGGGCAACUCCCUUCGCUCCAUCUAUGGUUUGCGUGAUGAUGAUAAUGCAGCAGUAGAGUAUGAAGCCAUGCACAAGAUCAUCAUCAAAAAUGUGAAGUCAGAAUUCUGCAAUGCUUUCGAUUUGAGAACUGUUCUCAAUCUUACACUGGCUCGAAUUUCUUUGAACAAACAUUACUCUAGGGAGAUAUCGAUGGAAUGUAUGCUGGACUGGACACAGAAAUUGUAUGAUAAGAGGAAUAUGGAUUCUCAUCCAUCUUUGGCAAUGCAUGAGAGAAGGCAUGUAGAUUCUCAUCCAUACCUGGAAGCAUUUUUAUAUUUUGUCAUGUUUCACUGGCCAACAGACUGGAGAAACAGCCAAAAUCUUCCCUUAUGCUCCUGCACCAAGAUAAAAGAUGUGAUUAAGGAAUGGAAGAGUGCUUUUCAGAAUAACCACCCUGCGCAGAUUGAAGGAGAAGGCAAGAAACCAGACAGACGUAAAGGGACAACCCUUUUUUUCUUGGGUGAAGGUGAAGGCUUUAAGGAGAUAGUUUUCCACAGUGAACUUCACAGAUUUGGCCGACAACAAAAAAUUGUAGGUGACAGCAUCUGGGACACAGAUUUUGCAAAGAAACGGUUAAAAAAACUUAAUGGGACGCUUCUUUAUGGAGGCGGAGAAAUGUCUGUUACUAUUUACUCAGCCAAACGUAAUGCCAUACAAAUUGAAAUUCCAACUUCUUUUCCAAUUAAAGAUCAGUCCUUGUGGCAAAAGAAUGUGCGCUUUGCGCUUGGCUUCUGCUGGUCUGGACCCAAGGCUUUCUCAGUGACCCGAGAUGAUGAUGUUGAUUUUCGUUCUGUAUCCAUACCACAAAACCUGACUGUGGUCAGGCGAUAUGACCGUUCCAGAGAAAAGAUGGUAUCUGAAGAAGUGGUUGAGAAAUUCUGGCAAAUUUAUUUUAAGAAUCAAGCUGCACUGGAAGUGUUGGAAAAAGAUAUGCAUUUGCAUUCUGGCGAUAAGAAACGCCAACUAGAGUUUCAGCGAAGAAAAGAGAAUCUGGAAAAAGAAAGACAGGACUUACUUCAGAAGCGAACAUCAGUCCUUCAGGGGCCAGAUUAGAUGAGCUAGGCUAUAUAAAAGAAAGGCCAACCAAAACAGAUCUUUAUCCAGAUAUGGCUGGUUACCAUCCAGGUUAUGAUGAGCAUGCAGUUUUCUUUCACAUGGACAGGCGGUGCCUAUUCUCUUACUGAUGUAAAGGUAUAUAGUGGCCAAUUGCCUAGUCAAACCUGAGCGAUGCAACCCACCCUCCUUUUCUCAUGAUCAGGUCUAUGGAAAGGCAUGUGACAGAAGUAGGAGUACUGCUAACAGAUAUAACUAAAGAUUGAAACUAGGAUUUUUUUACUCCAAUUACUGUUUAUUUACCUUUUGUGACAAUAUCAAUUAAGAAUAUCACAGCAAAGGAAUUUUUAAGAUGACAGUGUGAUUAGGCAACAUGUGUCAUUUUAAUGUGGUUUUAGACACCUUUGUGUCAUAAUUUAAAAAAAAAUACAGUCUGAACUGUUUUCCUAAUUAUGUAGACUGUUACAUGUAUGGUCUCUGAUGGAUGAACAAUUAUAGACUGCUGAUUAAACAUUUUGAAAUUUAAUUCGUGGACAUCGAUUGUUGGUCUAAUACUUCAGCACUUACAGUUUUAUUUCAGUGAUGAGUUCUCUUGUCCCAUAGCAAAAAAGGUGUUACACCAUGGAUAAUUGUAAUAGAGAUGCAAGGUGGUGCUGCCCACCAGGUCCCAUUUUUGUGAAGUACUUUUAUCCUAAGGUUUGCUUUAGGCUUGUAAGCUUGACUACUCAGUACGUGUGCAGUCCCACUCUUUUGUGGAAAUUGUUAUUUUUCGCAAAUUUCAUCUUCUCGGUGGCUCAUGAACCGAGUUUUUUACCAGAUGGUUCCUUAGUCAAAGUAGGCAGUGCUUCUAAUGGUUAAAUCAAAAUGUCCAGUAAUACAAACAAUCGAAAGUGUAAAGUAAUAGUUAACUUUUCUGUUCUCUGUCAUCUGUAACACCCUAAAUGUAAAGAUUUUAUCUAUGAUGUCAAAAUUGUGGCAGCUACCUAUCCAUACAUAUUUUGUGCAUGUAUGCAAAUAUGUUCUUUUAGUGUAAUAGAAGUUAAACCACCAUGACACAUUAUACAGUGUUUUCUGAUGCAAGAUUUCUUAACAUCCAGUUGAUGAUCACAUUUAAGGAAAGUUUAUUUUUGUAAUUUUGAAACAUUUUGCAAAAUGGUUUUACUGCUUUUUUGAAAUAUGUAACUAUGACACUGGCUAUGUGGUUAUCACACAGAGAAGUGUUUAAAAAGAAAUACCACCACAGAACUGUUGCCAGGAUUUUAAGAUAUAUUUUUAAUAUUUGCUCAAAACAGAACUUAGUGUAUUAGCUAAGUUAUGCUAGCCAUAAACACAUUUGUUGAUGGACAUGUUUAGAUGUGCAAAUGAACCACAAAAUUAAUACAGUGCCACAUAGCAGCAUAAACAUUAAAUGCUGAUUUUAUGCCGACUUA
Messenger RNA from Pomacea canaliculata, 7220 nucleotides. Its product is annotated as sterile alpha motif domain-containing protein 9-like. Gene Ontology annotation, biological process: regulation of apoptotic process. The transcript has 6 exons. The record is from RefSeq and is a predicted model, not a curated record. The coding region runs from base 295 to 5790 and encodes 1831 amino acids. Lineage: Eukaryota; Metazoa; Mollusca; Gastropoda; Architaenioglossa; Ampullariidae. Gene Ontology annotation, cellular component: cytoplasm.